AUGCCCUGCACCACCGCUGGCGAGCCUGGACACAUGGCCGGUGACCAUACCCGACUAGAGCUUCAUCACCUAGAAACUGGCAUAAUGACUGAACGUCGUUUUCUUUCAGCCCCACCUUCAAACUUCUUGGGUCAUUUAACAGCCUUACGUUACAAUGGAGCACCAUAUCUUGAUUUAUGUCAAGAGGGUGAAUUAGGUCGACGUUGUGAACUCAAUGCUCGUGCUGGUGGUCUUCGUCCACUGUUAGCUGAUCCUGUAGUCUUUCGCUCGGCUCCAGCCCAUCUUGCCCUUCCGCGGCUUCAGGCUUAUGCUUCCAUGCAUCUACUCUUCAUGUUCCGUACGCGACAUACUGAUGGGCUCUUGCUUUACAAUGGUGGCCAGGGGCCUGAUUUCAUUGCUGUAGAACUUGUUAAGGGGUAUAUACACUAUGUCUUUGAUCUUGGAAAUGGUCCAUCCUUGAUGAAAGGUAACUCAGAGAGAGCGUUAAAUGAUAACCAGUGGCACAGUGUUGCCGUCUCCAGAGAUCCAGGAAAUGCACAUACUUUGAGAAUUGAUGGAAGGACAGUUACACAGCACUCUACUGGUGCCAGUAAUCUAGACCUAAAAGGUGAACUUUAUAUUGGUGGCCUUCCAAGAAAUAUGUAUGCCAUACUUCCAAAGCUUGUUGCAUCUCGAGAUGGUUUCCAGGGGUGUCUUGCUUCUGUGGAUCUCAAUGGACGUCUCCCAGAUCUCUUAACUGAUGCUCUCCAUCGAUUUGGUCCAGUAGUGAGGGGAUGUGAUGGACCAAGUACAACAUGUUCAGAAGAAUCUUGUGGUAACCUUGGUGUAUGUCUACAACAGUGGGACGGUUUCACAUGUGAUUGCACCAUGACGACCUAUGCAGGGCCCGUCUGUAAUGACCCUGGUACUACAUAUAUAUUUGGAAAAGGAGGAGCUCUUAUUACCUACACCUGGCCUCCCAAUGACCGACCUAGUACAAGAGCUGAUCGACUUGCAGUUGGCUUUACUACACAACAAAAAGAUGCAGUAUUACUUCGAGUAGACAGUGCUUCUGGUCUGGGAGAUUAUUUACAGCUUCACAUAGUAAGGAAAUAA
This is a messenger RNA of Nanorana parkeri, 1095 nucleotides long. RefSeq names its product neurexin-2-like. Lineage: Eukaryota; Metazoa; Chordata; Amphibia; Anura; Dicroglossidae. The record is from RefSeq and is a predicted model, not a curated record. Bases 1 to 1095 code for a protein of 364 amino acids. The transcript has 6 exons.